GGGUGACGUAUGACAUCGGACCGGAAGAUGCCCACUGUUGUCGAAAAUGGAGGAUAAACUGAUAGUGUCUGUGUGUGGGUGUCCUGAAUUAUAUGAUAGUUCUUCUUUUAGUUACCGGAUCCGGAGUCAUAAGGUGCUCGCCUGGAGGAAAGUGAGUGAGGAGGUCGGAGUAUCCGGUAAGUGGUGAAAACCUCUUUGUUUAUCGCUUCAUUCCCGCUGGUUGAAUCGGUAAGGAUCACUGUAGAAAUGAGCAGAGACGACCUCACAUCAGGGGAAUCUGUGCACGACCUGUUUUUAUUUUAUUUUUAAAGAGGAAAUCUGCAGGAAAAAGUGGAAGAGCCUGAGGGACACUUACCUGAAGGAGAGGAGGAAGGAGACGGACAGGAGAGGAGAGAAGAAGUGGAGGUUCUCUGCGGUUCUGUCUUUCCUCGACCCUUUCCUCACCCCACGUGAGAUCAGCGGCAAUACAGGUACACGCACACACACACACUGUAGUUUAUUCAGUAGAUCUGUAUAUUAUGAUAUAAUAGUUCACUGAGCAUUUUUGUUUAGAGCGAGGAUGGAGGUGGGUGUUGAGCUUUGAUUUGUGAAUAUGAAAUGAUUUAUAAUAGGGGAGAGCGGGGUAAGAUGAUCCAUUUUUCAUAUUUGGGAUCACUCCAUCAAGUCAGUCCUAGUUUUGUCUCUAACUCGUGUAUCUGCAGAUAUUUCAGGAUGUUGUUCAUUUCUGUAAACCAACAGAAUGAGUGUAAACAGAACUGUCAUUUUCAUAAUAAAGCAGGACAACAAAAAACAGUGAUCUCCUAUGGUCAACUUACCCCAUGUAUGUAUGGGGUAAGUUGACCAUAAAAGCGGAGUAAGUUUAUCUAUUAAACACUAUUCAACUGGUACAAUAGGAAUGUAACAAUAUAAAAAUUUCACAUCACGAUCAUUGUGACCAAUAUUAUCACAAUUAUCAAUAUUAUCACGGUAUUGUUGAAAUAUGUUCAAAAUGUUUAAAAAGUACUUAAACACGCCCUGAAAUCAUUUAAUAAAGUUUUAUUUUGAAAAAAAAAAAAUUCAAAAUAACACGCAGAAUGAACUUUUCCUUAACCUUAAAUAACAGAGGAACGAUAAACCUAAGAAAUUAAAAGAGCCAGAGGCAAUCAACACUAGUAAUAACAAAGUAAUAUGCCAGUGGCAUUAACAUAAUAACAAAUAAAUAAAAUUUAAAUAAAAUGACAUUUCUUAUUGUACAAAUUGUAAAAAUCUUCGGUGCUCAAAAAGAUCGACUCUUACUUAAGUAAAUAUGAAAGGGGAAGGGGGUUGAGCUUUUCUUUGUGAAUAUGAAAUGGUUUAUUUAUGCACGAAUGUUUUCUGGUUGUAUCGUGUUCAUUGCCUGUCAUGUUUCAUUCAUAUCCUUUUUAGUCUCUCUUGACAAGUAAAAAAACAAGUAUUUGAUUCAUAAAUUAAAAAAAGUUAAAUAUGUUGUUUCUGUUUCACAUAGUCACCUUGAAGAAGAAACCUCGGCCCAGGGAGCAGCCGUCUGAGAUGGAGAAGCCGACUCUGGAAGCCCCCCAGAAUCAGCGACCAGCUCCACCAGCUCCACCAGCUCCACCAGCUCCAGCUCCGCCUCCACCAGCUCUACCUCCACCAGCUCCACCUUCCCCAUCUGAGGAUGAACUUUUCCUCAGAAGUCUGCUCCCCUCCCUGCAGAGAUUACCGCCCCAAACAAAAGAAUUUAUCAAAUUUCAAAUACACAAACUUGUUUAUGAAUCCAGUACAGUUUGUUAUAAAGUGGAACCAAUUGAUCCCGCAGAAUAAUUUACAAUCAAUCAGGGCAACAAUCUCUGCAGGGAACCAACCAGAUUUUUGAUCUCCUUUCUCCUCUCCUUUGUCCCUCACUCCUCCGCCUCACUCCUUACUCCUGGAUGUAAAUAGUUUUUGAUUUUUAAAUGUUUGUUAUUUCAUUGUUCAUACAUUUUUGUGAAUAAAGCAUGUUAUAUUUGUUAAGGA
Messenger RNA from Xyrichtys novacula (pearly razorfish), 1992 nucleotides. NCBI's taxonomy places the organism in Eukaryota, Metazoa, Chordata, Actinopteri, Labriformes, Labridae. The record is from the annotation of a GenBank genome assembly.